Molecule: messenger RNA, 5022 nt
Organism: Closterium sp. Naga37s-1
Lineage: Eukaryota; Viridiplantae; Streptophyta; Zygnematophyceae; Desmidiales; Closteriaceae
Source: the annotation of a GenBank genome assembly
AUGGCGACUCAGCCUGGACCGCUCUACGAGUUCCCGUGGCACUCACUCGGCGGAUACAAGUAUCUGGUGCUCGCGCCGCUGGUAGCUCGAGCCAUCGACGCUAAUUUUCACGGCGGGAAGGACCCGGACAACUUCAGCCUGCAUCUGCUGAUCGCGUCCGCGCUGCGGGUGCUGGUGGGCAUGGCGUGGAUGACUAUAUCGCGCUGGCCGCACCUCGUUCCGCGAUAUAAGAUCCAGCGGAAGGGCGUGAAUUUCAAGCAAAUGGACCGGGAAGAAAACUGGGACGACUAUAUCAUUCUCAACGCCCUACUCGGAUUCAUGUUCCACGAGUGGGUGCCGCUCUUCCAGAACUUCGCCCCUUGCACCUCGUCGGGGCUGCUCAUCACGCUGCUCAUGCACGUGGGGCCCGCCGAGUUCCUCUACUACUGGCUGCACCGCGCGCUGCACCACCACUCGCUCUACUCCAAGUACCACAGCCACCACCACGCCUCGUUUCUCACGGAGCCCGUUACAGCAACCGUGCAUCCGUUCAUGGAGCAUCUGAUGUACGCGGCGGUGUUCGUGGUGCCCUUCUACGCCUCGUGCCUGCUGGGCUGUGCGUCCGUGGGGGGCGUGUACGCCUACAUGCUCGCCUUCGACGUGCUCAACUUCAUGGGCCACUGCAACUUCGAAUUCUUCCCGGUUGCGCUCUUUCGUGCGCUGCCCUUCCUCAAAUACCUCAUCUACACGCCUUCCUUCCACUCACUGCACCACACGCAGGUGCACACCAACUUCUCGCUCUUCAUGCCCAUCUACGACUACCUCGGCGGCACCUGGGACCCCAACUCCGACGCUCUGCACGAAGCUUCCAGGAAACCACGAAAGGAGCAGGCAAACUUUGUCUUCCUAGCGCACGGCAUGACCAUCCCAUCAGUGCUCCACAUGCCAUUCUUCCUUCCCUACUUCGCCUCCAAGCCAUUCGCCAUAACAGCGCAGCAAAUCCUCCUCCUCCCGCUCUCUGUCACCCUCUGCCUGCUCUACUGGGCCUUUGCGGCUGCCUUCCCCCGCUCCUACACCUACCUCCGCGGCAAGAGGCUCGAGUCCUGGGGCAUUCCCCGGCUCGGAUUCCACUACUUCCUGUGGUUCGAGCAGAAGCAGAUCAACCGGCUGAUCGAAGGGGCGAUUCUCAAGGCGGACAAGCAGGGCGUGCAGGUGUUUACUCUGGGCGCACUCAACAAGAACGAGGCACUGAACGGGGGUGGAACGGCGUUCCUCAAGAGCCACCCGAACCUGAAGCUGCGCCUCGUGCACGGCAACACGCUCACAGCAGCCGUCAUCCUGCAGGAGAUCUCCCCCGACGCCAAGGAGGUGUUCCUCGCCGGUGCCACCUCGAAGCUGGGUCGUGCGAUCGCUAUCUACCUCGCCUCCAAGGGCACCAGAGUGCUGAUGCUAACGACCUCCAAGGAACGGUUCGAGUCCAUUCAAGCAGAGGCACCGGCAGACAAGCAGCACCUGCUGGUCCAAGUGACCGACUGCCAGCAGGCGUCGCACUGCCGCGAGUGGAUUGUGGGCAAGUGGCUGACGGCCAAGCAGCAGAGCCACGCCCCCAAGGGCACCUUCUUCCACCAGUUCGUUGUUCCUCCGCUGGACGAGGUGCGGGGCGACUGUGUGUACGGCAAGCUGGCGGCGAUGCGACUCCCCAAAGACAUUGAAGGGCUCAACACAUGCGAGCUUCAAUUGGAGCGGGGAGUGGUGCAUGCAUGUCACGCGGGGGGGCUGGUGCACAUGCUAGAGGGGUGGCAGCACCAUGAGGCGGCAGCGCCUCAGAAAGGAACAUCAUGCUACCUGAUCACUUGCACACACAGCGAAAGGGCCGCAGCGGACCGGGAAAGUGCUACCUCCAGUGGAGUGAACCUCAACGUCCCUGACAGAUCACCUGAAGAAUCACCUGACGCGUCCGGUCCAUGUCUGGUUGACAGAGCGAUAGUGGGCGCAGAGGAAAUAGGAGGUGGUGCGGAGCAUGGCUCAGCUGGUGCGGUGGAGGAAAGAAUGGUGAAUGAAGCUUGCAAAGGGGACGAGAGGGACGAGCAGCAGCAGCAGCAGCAGCAGCAGCAUGAGCCAUCACAUGCCCCUCCACAUCUCAACCCUUUCCUUACCUCGCUCUCCGCCUCAGCAGGGUUUCCUUUCAGCGGAGAACGGAGCGGGGAGGGCAGUGGAGGGGAGUGGAGGCAGGCAGGACUGAGUCUAGCCCCCUCUGUUGCCUCAGGUGGAUUUUCAGGUGCUUCUGGUGUUGCUUCUGCGAGAGAACAGCACCAGAGAGAGGAUAAGGGGCGAGAGGAGCGGAUGGUGUGGCAGCAGCAGAGGGAGGAAGGAGGGCAGCAGCAGCAGGGGGGGCAGGGCGAGAGGGAGGAAGGGGUACAGCAGCAGGAGGAGCAGGAAGGGCUGAAGGGAGGGCAGCGUUGGUGGUCUAGUGAGAGGCUUGGACGGAUAUGGAGGUCAGGCAGAGGGGAAGGAGCCAGUGCAGGGAGACACGAGGCCGCUUUUGAGAGCUCACAAGAACCCCUUGUGGGGAGGGGAGAGCAUGGUCUGGGCGAGAAAGUGGAAGGGUGGCAAGCCGGUCUUGUUGGGAGGGAAGGGGGUGCUGGUCAGGAGGGGGGUGACAGGGAGGGGGGUGAUGGGCGGGAGGGUGGUGAUGGGCGGGAGGGGGGUGAUGGGCGGGAGGGGGGUGAUGGGCGGGAGGGGGGUGAUGGGCGGGAGGGGGAGCAAGUUCGGAAGAAGCCCAGGUUGGAGUUGGGAUGGCUGCAAGAGCACCAACACGUGCGUGAAAGAAAGGAGAGUGAGCAGCAGCAGCAGCAGCAGCAGCAGCAACAGCAGCAGCAGCAGCAGCAGCAGCAACAGCAGCAGCAACAGCAGCAGCAACAGCAGCAGCAGCAGCAGCAGCAGCAGCAGCAGCAGCUACUAAGACUCGGGAGCACGAAUGAGGAAGAAUGGAAGAAGCAACUGAAGUGGCAGUGGCAGGAGCGCAGCACCCAAAGCCCCAUCAAACCCCAAAAGGGACUUUCUGAGUUUCCCCAAAGCCCACUCAAGGCCCAUAUGGGUCCUCCUCCUGAGUUUUCUCAAAGCCCUGUCAAACCCCACCACGGACUUUCUGACUUUCCCCAAAGCCCCCUCAAAGCCCAUAUGGGUCCUCCUCCUGAGUUUACUCAAAGCCCUGCCAAACCCCAUCAGAGCCAGCACGCAGGUUCCCACAUGGUGUCACCCGACUCCAACCCUGCAGUGACCCCCUCCCCCACCCCCACCACCGCACAUGGCGAAUCUUCCCACGAGAUGCAGCGGAGGGAGGAGGUCACGGGGCUACCGCGGUUUGAGACGUCUCGGAUCCUUCCCUCGGCCGCGCUCGAUGAGUUAUCCCUUCAUGAGCAGCAGAGGAGGGAAGGCAUCAGGCGGCUAUCAUCGCGCGUUGAGACGGCUCCGAACUUCCCCUCAGCCGCGCCAGAUGAGUUAAUCCACCAUGAACGGCAGCAGAGGAAGGAAGGUAUUGGCGCGGUCCCCCGUGCGGAGACGAUUUUUUGGUCGACGCAAAAAUUCCCGUCAGCCGCGCCGGAUGAGUUAACCCACCAUGAACGGCAGCAGAGGAAGGAAGGCUUUGGGCCGGUUCCGCGUGCUGAGACGGCUCCGAACCUCCCUGCGGCCGGGCUGGAUGAGUCAACCAAUCAGGAGCAGCUGCAGCGGAGGGGAGACGUCAGCCCUCUAGCUCAGAUGGAUCUGAUGCUCACUGCCAGCUCGCACAGGCAGCACUUAGAGCCCCCCAUAGGAGCUGAUGCGAUAGCAGAACAAUCUACAGCAGGGCACCCUAUAUUAGAGCGCCCCAUAGGAGCUGAUGCGAUAGCAGAACAGUCUACACCAGGGCACCCUAUAUUAGAGCGUCCCAUAGGAGCUGAUGCGAUAGUAGAGAAAUCUACACCAGGGUACCCUGCGGAGAGGUGGGGCGGUGAUGGGGGGAAGGGGGGUGAGGGGGCUGUGGGUGGUAAGGCGGAGAUGUGGGGUUUUGAUGGGGCCGGGAUGGCAACCCCCCAGCUUGGAAAGCAAGUGGCGCAUCUGAACAGUGUGGUGAGUGGGACACGUGGCGCAAUUGGAUUGGCUCAGGAUGAAGAUUCCAACGCCUUUUCUGCCCCGCCUCCCCCCGUGCCUCUCUUCUCUCACCCAUUCUCGCCCCCUCCCAUUCGGCCAUUCAUCCAGUCUGCCCCUCCGUCGUUCCUCCCUUCUCCCCCUUCACUCUCUCUGGGCCUUCACUCGUCACCCAACCUUGCUGCUGAUUCCAACCCCGCUGCUUCUUCUUCUGCAUCCGCUGCUGCUGCUGCUGCUGCCUCUGCCGCUGCGUUUGAAUUGCAGGGAAUCCCACCAUUGACUCCUGCUGCUGCGGCUUCUGCUGCUGCGGCUUCUGCUGCUGCUGCUGCGGCGGUGGCGGUCUCUGCUGGUGCCAGUUCUCGUGGUUUUAGUGUUUCUGGUGCUGAUGCAAGCAGUGCUGCUAUUCGUACUGCUCUUGCUGCUUCUGCUGCUGCCUCAGUCUUUGCUGGUGGUGGCCACACCAUCAGAACGGCCACGCUUCCGUUGUUCCACUCAGGCACUGGCAACCUGCCUAGGACGAGCAGCGUGAUAGGAGGAGACGACGGAGGAGCGACUUUUGAGACGCCGCAAAUGCUGUUCCACUCAGGCACGGGCAACCUGCCUAGGACGAGCAGCGCAAGCGGAGUGGGAGAAUCAGCAUGGGGCGGAGCAAGAGGAGCGGAACAACUGGAGGAGAAGGAGGAGGAGGAGGAGGAGGAGGAGGAGGAGGAGGAGGAGGAGGAGGAGGAGGAGGAGGAGGAGGAGGAGGAGGAGGAGGAGGAGGAGGAGGAGGAGGAGGAGGAGGAGGAGGAGGAGGAGGAGGAGGUGCGGGGGAUGGUAGCAAUGCUGGUGCGGGUGGCAGCAGUUUUUCUUUUAGGGGUGGCAUGCAGUCCUUGGGAAGCAGUGGAGGCGGGCGGAGGGAAGGGCAGGGGGUAG